AUGGAUGAGGUGACCCUCGACACGCUGCUCCUCAGCGGUGAAUGCGAUGUUCAGUGGGGCUCGCGAGGCACGCUGACGGUCCGCCGCACCGUUGAGCUGCACUCCAACAACGUCCUUUACUGCUUCGAGGAGCCGAAGAACUCGAUGGCGAAGCACAUUAGGGAAAAGGUGUACGUUGAAGGCUGCCAUGUUGUCGACGGUGGCGCCUACAACGACGCAAGCGAACGGCUGCUUCUGUUUUUGGCUAACCAUGACUAUUCCGAGAAGGUCGAUCUGCUCGGCAACCAUCAAGCCUACAUAUUCGCUGCGGAGCAGACGACUCACAAUGCGCUGCUGGGGAAAGCUACGCAAAGCGCGUCGACAUCGACAUUGCCGAACGCCAACUACGUGGUGCAGCUCUUCCUCUCCGAUAAGAUGGUCAAGUGGCGGCUGUUACAGGCUAUUCAGAGAGCCUCGAAGGAGUAUCCUCAGCUGUUUCCGGACAGAGACACGACACUCGCACUGUCCACGGCGCGAAAGGUGGGCGUCGUCAGCGUACACGCAGGACUGCCGACGGUAGCGGGGUCGCCGGUCUCCGGUGUAGCAAACGGCUUCGAGUCGAAGGUACUGUCCCAGCCCUCCGCUAAUCCCCACCACCCACGCACAGAGUCCGGCAUCAGCGUCUUGUCCGAUCACGAGGUGCUGCAGCUGUCGGACGUGCUGCGAGAGUACGAGGCACUCCAGGAACGCAAAAGAAGGUUAGGCACUAUGAUGACUUCACCUCCGCCGCAGCCGAAGGGGGAGGAGGAAGGCGUGCGGAAGUCCACAUCGGAUGACCAGGGCUUGGAGGCGGCGGCGUGCGUUGCGGGAAAUGAGGCGAGGCUAGCGGUGGCACUGUCUGAGUUGCAGUCUCGGGCGCCCGCACACCUCCAGCACUCUCCUCUCUACGAGUGGUGCAUCAAGAGCAAGCCAGUCAACCAGAUCUGUGCGGACUGCGGCGAGCCUUUUCCGUCAUGGUGCAUCCUGCAGCCGUUUGGCGCCUUUGUGUGCAUCCAGUGCAUCGGCGUGCAUCGCAAGCUGUGGUCGAACAAAUGCCGUAGUGCAGAGCUCGACCGGUGGCCGGAUAGCGACAUCGAGUUCAUGAAGGCACGCGGCAACGACGUCGUGAACGACGAGCUGGAGUACUACGUGGCCCUUCCGACUGACAGUGUUGUGUUUACAUUGCAUACACAGCCGGCCGUGAAGCCCGUGCUGUCGUUUUCCUCCGCUGAGGUGCGUGAGUCGUUCAUUCGGUGGAAGUAUGAAGAGCUGUUCUUUACACGGAGGCGGCACCCGACUGCGACAAGGACCCUGCCACCUCCCCCAGACCCGGUUGGGCUCGAGCGUUCUCGCCUUCCUACCACCAACGCCACUUCAGAGGCGGAGGGCAACGCUAGCGACGUCUCUUUUGGCGCUACUGCAUGUCUUCAGCAGCAGUCAUUCUUCCUUGACCAAGGUCCUCCACGAUAUGCGGGGCUGCUGGACAUCGUUGUCAAAGAGCUGGUGGGACCGGAGUCGAUUGCGGGCGCGGUAUGCGUGCUGACGAACGGCUUUCAAACUCUCCGGACUCAGGAGAGCCGCCAGCUGCUGCAUAUGCGACACUCCACCGCGUGGGAUGAGCACCUGCAGGUCGGCAUAGAGGGGACAGGACAAAAGCCGCUCUACUGCACCGUGUAUCGCGGAAGAGGGGAGCUCCUGGCCGCUGCAGAGAUGUGGAUGCAGGAGGACGUUUUCCAGCCAGGCACCAGCUGCAUGUUCGCCUCGAAGCUGGUCUGGAAUCAGCUCCAGAAGAAGCCCAGCCAACGUACGGCAGGAGAGCCGUGGACGAUUACGUUCUUGACCUCGUACCAGCGGCUGGCGUGA
Messenger RNA from Leishmania mexicana MHOM/GT/2001/U1103, 1881 nucleotides. RefSeq names its product putative GTP-ase activating protein. Gene Ontology annotation, molecular function: phospholipid binding; GTPase activator activity. The coding region runs from base 1 to 1881 and encodes 626 amino acids. The transcript has a single exon. The record is from RefSeq and is a predicted model, not a curated record. NCBI's taxonomy places the organism in Eukaryota, Euglenozoa, Kinetoplastea, Trypanosomatida, Trypanosomatidae.